Eimeria acervulina is the source of this 637-nucleotide messenger RNA. Its product is annotated as cAMP-specific 3',5'-cyclic phosphodiesterase, putative. NCBI's taxonomy places the organism in Eukaryota, Apicomplexa, Conoidasida, Eucoccidiorida, Eimeriidae. Gene Ontology annotation, biological process: signal transduction. The annotation marks the transcript as partial. Gene Ontology annotation, molecular function: 3',5'-cyclic-nucleotide phosphodiesterase activity. The transcript is spliced from 5 exons. The record is from RefSeq and is a predicted model, not a curated record.
CUUAACAUACGCAGACGAAAUAUGUUUAGUAGUAGGAUGCUUAGCACACGACUUAGGUCAUCCGGGUCUAACAAAUCAAUAUCUAAUAAAUGCGUCGUCGCCUCUCGCGAUAACAUAUAACGAUAUAUCUGUGCUAGAGAACUAUCAUGCAGCCUGCUGCUUCAGAACAGCAGCAGAGCCUGCAGCAAAUAUAUUUUAUAAACUAAAAAAAGGUGUCUUUCAGUAUAUUAGACAGCAUAUUAUCGAGUUAAUUCUCGCAACAGAUAUGAAGCAGCACUUUGAUUUUAUCUCCCAUCUUAGAGUGCGUCGGCACACAGCGAAUUUCAACAUAAUUGAGACAAACGAAGACAGAUGGAUGGUCUUCAAAGCAUGCAUCAAAGCAGCAGAUUUAGCGCAUGCAGCUACGAGCUGGGAGCAGCAUAAACAGUGGUCGGAAAGAUUAGCAGAAGAAUUCUAUCUACAGGGAGAUGAGGAGAAGCGUUUGGGUUUGCCUGUCUCAAAUCUUUGUGAUCGUCUUCGUAAGCACGAGUUCAGUCGCUCUCAGUCCGGGUUUUUAAAAGUAUUAGUAGAGCCUCUCUUUACAGAGGUUUGCGCAGUUGUUGUAAAUACUGAAGCAAAAAAUCGCGAGGAAAUAUGA